AUUUCGCUUAAUUAUUUAAGAAAUAUUAACAGUAUAAUAAUAUAAAUCGUUCUGACCAAUAUAUAUCGCAAAUUUUCAAACACCGGAUCUGCUCCUUCGAGGUUACUUUAUUCAAAGUAAUAGAAAAUACAUCGGUAAAAAAUGAAGAUAUGUGGACCUAAAUAUGCCCUAUGUGGCCUGAUAUUAUCUGUUUGGGGUAUAUUUCAAUUACUCCUGUUGGGAAUAUUCUUCUAUACCAAAAGUGUAGCUUUAAUAGAAGAUCUUCCAUUACCAGGAGAAUAUAGUAAAGCUACAGAGUUUUAUGCUGCAGCAGAUAGAGGUUACAAACAAAAUGCAUAUAAUUGUUGGAUUGCAGCUUGUAUCUAUGUCCUUACGUUUCUUUUCUCUGGACAUCAAUUUUAUAUUAAUUCAAGAUCAUCUUUAAGUGUUUAAAA
This is a messenger RNA of Eufriesea mexicana, 434 nucleotides long. It is a transcript of the gene RNASEK, whose product is annotated as Ribonuclease kappa. The record is from RefSeq and is a predicted model, not a curated record. Bases 142 to 432 code for a protein of 96 amino acids. Gene Ontology annotation, molecular function: RNA endonuclease activity. NCBI's taxonomy places the organism in Eukaryota, Metazoa, Arthropoda, Insecta, Hymenoptera, Apidae. Gene Ontology annotation, biological process: nucleic acid metabolic process. The transcript has 3 exons.